AAUUUUGUAGUUUGUAUAUCGUCAUUUUAUUUUCAAUUUAUUUAGAAACCUCAAACUUGUAUUUUAAUAAUACUUUAGUGCUAAAACUAUUACAGAAAUUUGGAUUUAGUACAAAGAAUUGAGAGUCUAAUUACUGUUAAAAGUAAAUAUCCUCAAAAUUUAUUGUUAUAGGUACAUCUGUCUACACUUCGUUGUUGAGUUAUUUUAUUUUAAUUACUUAUAAAUUCAUUAAAUAAGAUGUCAUUUCAUUAAUGUGGAACGGGUUAUCUUAGGAUAAUAAACGUAAGUAAAUUGGAUGGAAUGUGACGACAAUGGCAGAAAUAACUUGGCGACAGGACGACGAAGUGGGUAUAAACGAAAGUGCCGACUUGACGAUGCAAGGAACACGCAGUUGGCAUUUACCAAUACCAUGCUGGGUGACCCUACUCCGCAAUCAGCUCGCCGCAAUGUGGGGCAAUCUGAUCUCAAAAAACGACAUUGUGAUCCUCCGCCGAGAUUUGAUUCUUUUAUGAGCAACAUGGAUGAGAUAACAUACUGGGUAUACACCAAAAGAGCACCUUGUCUCUACAAUUAUGAUCAAUUAAAAGUGCCUGAAGAAGCACAAACGUCAAAAUUAAAGCCAAUAAGCAUUUACAGUGACACUGAAGAUAUUCCAGCCCCAAAAAAGAAAAAGAAAAAUAAUAAACUUUUAGAAUCAUCUAACAGCUCUAGCAAACAUCAAAAUAUUUAUUUUGAAACAUCACAAGCCGUAAAUAAUAAACAAAUCAAGGAUAAAUUAGAUUCUCAAAAUGCUGACUUAAUUACAAAUAUAAGACAAACUAAAGCUAGAGAGCCUAAAAGAAAGAGUCAUCCCAAAACUCCUAACAGAAGAACUAAAUUUGUGACGUCAACACCAAUAGCGGCUAACUUAAGAAGGAGCCUACGUCUACACCAACAAUCUAACAACAAUAAUGAACAAUUGGAUUCUUCUUUUGAGAUUUUUAAUGCAUGUGAUUUAAAUGGCGCAAAAAAUAAGGAUUUUUCCGAAAUAGAGCAUCAAAAUAUUAUAAAUAAUAUAACAGAAAGAGAUCACAUUGGCAAGAAGAAUAAUAUACCGAAUGGACAGUAUGAUGAAUACAGUGAUGUUUCCGGUUUCACAGCUAAUUAUAUACGCUCUACUAAGCUAAAUUCAAAAACACCCAAAAAAGUUAAAAUGAAGUCCAGUAGAAAUCUGAUGCAGGAGUCAAGACAAAACUUGCACCUGGAAGGCAGUAGAAUGAUAACAAGUGUUAGCAAACAUGCUGACAUGCAAAACUCAGCAAUUUUGAAUCACAGCAUGGACUCAUCACAAAAUAUUAUCAAUCUCAAUUCUUUCAAAAAUACUAAAAAAUCCGCAAAAACUAACUGUGUCAUGUCACUCAAGUUCAAUAACGAAACAAAUACAAAGAGUAAGAUAGACAUUGAGAAACAGAAUCAAUAUAAUAAUAAAGAUUCUUUUCAAUCAAUUAGCUGUGUGGCUCUUAGAUGUUCAGGUAGGAACAAUAAUUCAAAAUGCAUUAAAAAAAGUGAACCUAGCAAAGGUACACAUGCAAUUUCUGAUUUAAAUGAUGAUUCAAAUAAUAUUACGUACAGAACUAGAAGCAGGAGAAGACAAGGGGAACACACAUGUGUAAAUGAUUUGGAUACUAAUUUAGUGGUUUUGAAUAUUGCAACACCUCAAGAUACAAAGAGAAAGAAAUCACUCCGAUGUUCCCAGACUAAACUGCAGAAGAGUGCCCAAUUGGUUGAUAAUUCAACAAAUGAUGGUAAUGGCAUUAUGAGUGACAAGACACAAUGUGUAGAGAUAAAGAAAUGUGUGCACAAUACAGUAAAGAUGAAGGCUAAAGAAACAACACAAGGCAGCAAGGGUGUGUUUUUCUCAGACAGUGAUAGUGACUGUGAUGUGUCCCCACAAAAAAAAUUCUUUUGUGACUGAAGUUUUAUAGGUGUAUUGCUGAAGGCUUUGAUAAACUUUAAAUAUAAACUUAAACUAUGAUAAUAUAUCUAUAAGUAUAUAGCCUUACUUGCCAGUAUCUAAGAUGGCAAGAGCAUUUGUUCCGUGCCUGUAUAGAAGCACUUUUUAUAUUUAAAAUAGCUUUUAUAGUAAAUGGCACUGGCCCCACCUUCAGCUUAAAAUAAGUUAAAUAAGCGAGAGCAUUGUUACUGGGAAUAUAAUAGUAGAAAAUGACCACAUGAGAGUCACUUUUGCUGUCAGUGGGGCAAGUGCCUAAUCAAAAUUAUUCCACUGAGUGCAAAUAAUUAUCCAAGCAGUUUGUACCAGCAUAGGAUUAGCUAUAAAAGGAUGCUUAAAGUAUAUAGCUUCAUUUAAAUAAUGCCUAUGCUAAAAUGGUAGCCACUACCCGUGUUAACCUUUUCUUUGAUUGUACAUCUGCCAUGUUGAAUGAGCUGUGUGGCUCCAAAUUAUUUGAGUAUCCUUGUGUAGAUGUUGACAUCUAGGUAAUGUGAAUAAAUUUAAUUGUCUUUUUAAUUUUUAAAUUUAAUGAUUAUUUAAUGCUAAGAGAUUUAAGUAUAUAUAAUAUGACAUAGAAGUAAUAACAUGAACAAAUUUAAAAUGUUGGUUUUACAUUUUUGGUAAUUGGUAAAAAAACUUUUAGUCACUUGUGUGAAGAUUUGGUCCUAAAAUCAUUUUUCUCAAGAUGAUGUGUUUAACCUUGCAAUCUUGUAGUCUCAUUACUGUAAAAUGGCUAGACCGGAAUAUCUAUAAGUUUAUUUUUGUUUCCUAAAUAAUUUAAAUAAAAUACAUAAUUUUCUUAGAUUGUUCUAGAACAUGUUGUUAAUAUUGUAGUUACUUUCAUAAUAAUUUUUAGUUAAUUAUAUUUAAAAUAAGAAUGAAGUUGCAUGGUUUUUGAGAUUUAAAAUAUGUUUUAAUUGCUUAAAUAGGAAUUUGCUAUUCUAUUGUAGGUUGGAUAAAGACCCCUGUAUGUACUUAAAUCUCUUUGAUUUGAUGAAAUAAAAUUUUGUGCUGUGAAAUUUAUAGAAUUGUGCCAUUCUACCGAUAUUUAUGUUAAACCAUGACACUGGUAUGUUUCCUGUUAAGUAUUUGUAUUAUUUUUAUCAAUUAUGACAAAUAUUUUGUAUAAAUUAUUGUGUAACAUUUUCACUUUUAACACUAAAAUUAUACAAUGAAAUAAAAUUUUAUGUAGCAAAUAA
Messenger RNA from Leptidea sinapis, 3189 nucleotides. RefSeq names its product homeobox protein 4-like. The coding region runs from base 296 to 1954 and encodes 552 amino acids. Lineage: Eukaryota; Metazoa; Arthropoda; Insecta; Lepidoptera; Pieridae. The transcript has 2 exons. The record is from RefSeq and is a predicted model, not a curated record.